Messenger RNA from Leptomonas pyrrhocoris, 4092 nucleotides. Its product is annotated as potassium channel subunit-like protein. The coding region runs from base 1 to 4092 and encodes 1363 amino acids. Lineage: Eukaryota; Euglenozoa; Kinetoplastea; Trypanosomatida; Trypanosomatidae. The record is from RefSeq and is a predicted model, not a curated record. The transcript has a single exon.
AUGGCGUCCAGUGAAGUUCACGUCGCAGACACGGGGGUGGAGGCGGCGGACCGCGCGUCCACCGCACAUCCCAUCACCACCGCCAAUCCAGAUGGCACGCUGCCCGCCUACACGCCAUCGCGCUUCGACCCAAAGGAGUUCAUGACGCAGCUCGGCCAGGACGUCCAGGACACUAUUCGCAGUCGGUUCUACAACCUGCAGGGCACCCUUCACUCGCAGAUCCGCAACCUGCGGAACAACAUGGUGAACCUGGGCCUCGCGCAGCACACGAAUGCCGAGGAACUGCGGCACCGCAGCGUGUACCACUACGACCACGGCGAGGCGAACAUUCGCAGUGUGCGGAAGCUGUUCGACGUCAUUGAGCAGCACCACUCGUGGGUGUCCAUUCUGCUGCUGAUGACCGACGUGGGGUUGGAGGCGGCCGCAGUCGGCAUCUACCUCGGCGUCCAACGCGCGCACGUCCCGCGUAACUGGCUGGCGUUCGACUGGGGGACGGGUUGCUUCAUCUCAGAGGUGGUGCUGUGCGUGCUUUUCAUGUCUUCCUGGCUCGCCUUGCUGGCGGUGGAGCCGAAGAAGUGGGCCUACGUGUUCAACGUGAAGUCGCUCAUGAGUUACCUCAGCUCCGGUUGGAUGCUCCUGCUCGGGGUUGGCGCGCUGUGCUCGCAAAACGCGGCCUGGACGCGCGUCUACGCACCGAUGUUUCUGCGCAUCUGGUGGCUGCACGAGGGUCUUCUGACGCUCCUCAGCUACCCGCAAAUUAGCCUCUGCUUCGCCGAGAACCGGCUGGAGAUGCUGCGCUCGAUGAUUCAAUGCAUUGCCGUCAUCGGCAUCAGUGUUGGCAUCUUGCAAGCCGUCGAGAGCUUUUGCGGUGACCCGGUGGAGUACUUCGACAUGGCGUACAUGAUGCUCUUGGCCUUCUCCACCAUCGGCUACGGCGACGUCGUGCCCAUCACGGUGGAAGGGCGGUUGCUGAUGAUCGUCUUCAUCGGUGUCGGCCUCAGCUAUUUUGUGCCCAUUCUCGAAUACGUGGCGGACCUCGGCGUGCGACACCUCUUCUACGCGCACUACACAACGUGGUUCAAGCGCAGCAACCACAUCGUCAUCUGCGGUCACCUCGGCUACAACGAGCUGCGCAUGCAGCUGAAAAAUAUUCUGGCGGAGGAUCGGCAUUACCUGAACAUGAACGUUGUGAUUCUGCUGCGCGAUCAGCCCUCGGCGCAGGUGGAGCUUCUGCUGAACUCACCGAAGUACCGCAGCUCCGUCCACCUGCUCGUCGGCGACCCGGCGAACCCGGCAGAUCUCGAUCGGUGCAACGCCCGCGGCGCUUCCGCGUUGUUCCUCUACGGCGCCGGCACCAACUCCUCGUACUACAGCGACUACGAUUUGGCGAAGCAGGCCUUGACGGCCCACCUGCACGUGCCGCGCGUCCCCCUGUACGUCCUCCUGCACCGCUCGCGCUACACGAAAUCGUUGAUGCCGUGCUCCGCAAACGUGCUGGAGUUUGAGCGGAUGAGCCACAACCUGCUCGGCCUUGGCUGCGUCCUGCCGGGCAUGAUUCCCCUCCUCGCAAACCUGAUCCGCAUGUUCGACCCCAUGACGACGGAGUCCCUGUGGGAGCUGCGGGACUUCAAGGACCUCUUCGGCCUCAGCGGUCGUGCAGCGAGUCUGAAGGCGCUGCGAAAGGUUUGGGCGAAGAAGCGCGACAUGCUGACCUACGGCGCCACCUCCAUCGAACUGGGCGACGGCGCGGAGCCGGAUUGGAUGAGCACCUACGAAGCCUCCUUGGCGCAGCACGUGGAUGCGGUGGAAGCACCGGAGGUGGUGCGGCAGGGCCACUACACCUUCGUCAGCCUCGCGCGGCUGCUGUACCGGACGGACAUCACCUUAAUCGGGGUGGAGCGGCCGGUCGUCGACGCGCGGCGUGCGAGCGGCGACACCGUCGUCGAGCUUGGCACCCGCAGCUCGUUGGUAGGGGUGCGGAAACUCAUCGUGAUCUGCGACGCGCGGCGCAAGGCGCAGGACAUCGUGAACGAGAUUGUGCGCGACUCCCGCACGAGUCCGUCCACGAUGACCGGCACGCCGAGCCGGAAGGACCACGGCCGUCGCAAGACGAGGCGGAGCGCGUCAUCCUCGCCGCCGCCGCCGGCGGGUGUGCAGGCCACGAACGUGACGGUGCUGAACGUUCCUAAUACGGAGAACGCAGGCGACGUGGCGGCGAACGCAUCGAUGCACCCCGACGUGCAGGACGGCGGUGCGGCUCCGGUGACGGCUUCCGCGGUGUGCAAGCAACCAUCCCCCGCCUCGCCACUGUCACCGCCACCGCACUCCUCCACCGUAGCAGCUCUGGCAGCAGCAGCUGCAGCAGCAGCAGUCGGAGCGCCCACCGCGGCACCACCCGUCGUGACAACGACCAAGACGUGCACGCCCACCGCCAAAAGCGCUUCCUCGCCGCUCUCCACCGCCGCCGUUGUCAUGCGGCCACGGAAGGAUUCGGCGGGCGAGAGCGGGACGUCGUCGCUGCUGCCCGGCGUCCACGUAGACGCGGUGGCGGCUGUCCACGCUGGCGAGGGCGUGUCCUUUCUCUCCCUCCACAGCCUCGCCACCCCGACCAACAACAAUAGCAAGCAUUACACUUCGAAUCAUCCUCACAACAGCAGCAGCAGCUCGCCGCAGGAGAAUGCGCGCCACCCCUCGCCGCCGCCGUCCACAAGGAGCAUUUCGACGCCGGUGGUCGCCUCGCCGAGCGACUCGCUUCGCAUCCCGCACGCGAGCAGCAAGCGCGACCUCGAGGUACCGCUCUCGAAUCCCGCCGCGAAUCUCGCGCUGGCCACCGCUGCGGAGGAAGAUGACGAGGUGGCCGUAGAAGCGAUCGCCUCACCCGUCGUGGUGCAGCGCGUAGCAACGAGCGGCCUGUCCACGCUGUCGAGCGUCGCCUCUCCCACGUUAUCGGCGCACGCGUUGGAUUCGGUGUCUGCGCGGGGACAACUGCUGCCACCUCGCACCACCACCUCCGCCUCCUCCUCACCGCAUCUCCCACAACAACAGCAGCAGCAACAGCAGCAGCACGGCAUUCCGUCGCUGCAGGAACGGCAGCCAACAACGGGCGCUGUCGGGUCAGAGAAUCGGGCGCCGUGCGUGCUGGACGAUGGCUACUCCGGCUACGUGGCCAGCCCCAGCGGAAUCAUCCCCGGCGCGAACACGAUCCUUCGCUUUGAGCCGAAUGUGCUGCACCUGCGCCACCACUACGUCUUCAUCGAUCUCUCCGCGGCGCACGAGCGAACUAACUGGUCGCGCGAGGCCGCCGUGGAGUCUCGCACGGCAAAGGCCGCCGACCUCUACGACGCCAUGCGACCUGUGCGUCAGCAUGACCCGGAGAGCGACAUCGUGCUUCUGUCGAACGACACGAACUACGACAGCCUGAACAACCUGUGGGAGGAGGAAGACGUGACGGGCUCGCUGGUCGUCGUGCAGGGCUGCGGUCUCUUCACAUCCGAUCUGCGCCGCUGCAACGUGUCCCAGGCAGCAGCCGUGGUGAUCUUCUCCGCGGGUGACCGCUGCGACGAGCACGGCGACUCGCUGUCGGUGCUCGUCAUGCACCUCGUUCGUCACGUGAUGGACGAGGAGAAGAGUGGCGGCGGCGCUGAUAUUCCCGUCGUCGUCGAAGUGGACCACGCCGAGCUCGUGCCCUUCAUCACCACCUCGUACAUGACCACCGGCGCGCACGCGCAGACGUCGUCGGACUGGGUGUCGGAGCCGAGCUUCAUGUCCGGCUGCGUCGUGUGCCGCCACAUGCUCGACACAGGACUGCAGGAGAUGUACUUCACCCCACUCUUGCACGAGGUGCUGGAGCAGAUCCUGUCGUCCAAGUCCGAAUCGCUGCUGGUGACGGUGAUGGCGCCAGACGAGGCGUGGGAGGCGUACGAGGACGCGACGAACUUUGGGCUGGCGAACGAUUUGCUGCCCAUGGCCAUCCACCGCCUCCACGAGAUGCUCGGCGAGGAGAGCAGCGUGUCGUUCCGCUACAUCAUCACCAACCCCCCGCCGACGUUCCCGCUGCGCCGCGAUGACUUCAUCUACUGUUUAAAGCUGUAG